UAACCGAAUAUUCCCGUGCACUUAGGGUUGUCUUUUCAGCCAUCUAUAUAAUACCAGUUCCCUGAUUUCCCCGUCGCAUUCUCACUCACUUUUUAGAGCUGCAACCCAAAAACCUUAAAGGGAGGAAAAUAUGGAGCAGACCUUCAUCAUGAUCAAGCCCGAUGGUGUCCAGAGGGGCCUGAUUGGUGAGAUCAUUAGCAGAUUUGAGAAGAAGGGGUUCUAUCUGAAAGGUUUGAAGCUCAUCACUGUGGACCGUGCAUUUGCUGAGAAGCAUUAUGCGGAUCUGUCUGCAAAGCCCUUUUUCAGUGGUUUGGUUGACUACAUUAUUUCUGGUGCUGUUGUUGCUAUGGUUUGGGAGGGUAAGAAUGUCGUGACAACUGGGCGAAAGAUUAUUGGAGCCACAAACCCCUCGGACUCUGCCCCUGGAACAAUUCGUGGUGAUUUUGCAGUUGAAAUUGGCAGGAAUGUUAUUCACGGAAGCGAUUCGGUUGAAAGUGCGAGGAAAGAAAUUGCUCUGUGGUUUCCCGAAGGCCCCGCAAACUGGGGGAGUAGCCUUCACCCUUGGAUCUAUGAGUAAAUGCUUGAUUCAGUGAUUGAGCUGCUGCUUGAUGCCCAACAUCCUUUUUCAUUUAUUGCUAGACUAUUUGGAGAAGCUAGUUAUGAAGUUUUGGCCUCGUCUGGUCAUAUACCUAUUUCCUUAGAACAUUAGACUUGCUGCUUGUCAUUUAAUGUAACGAUAUUUAUUAAAUAUGAAGUUGGAUGUGGGUUUGCGCGGA
Messenger RNA from Carya illinoinensis, 776 nucleotides. Its product is annotated as nucleoside diphosphate kinase B. The transcript is spliced from 4 exons. The coding region runs from base 131 to 577 and encodes 148 amino acids. Lineage: Eukaryota; Viridiplantae; Streptophyta; Magnoliopsida; Fagales; Juglandaceae. Gene Ontology annotation, biological process: GTP biosynthetic process; CTP biosynthetic process; UTP biosynthetic process. The record is from RefSeq and is a predicted model, not a curated record. Gene Ontology annotation, molecular function: nucleoside diphosphate kinase activity.